This is a messenger RNA of Symbiodinium sp. CCMP2456, 651 nucleotides long. Lineage: Eukaryota; Dinophyceae; Suessiales; Symbiodiniaceae. The record is from the annotation of a GenBank genome assembly.
AUGGCCAGCAGCGGGAGCCAGCCGGGUCUGGAGGGACAGAAGGCCCUGGAACUGGCAGCUUUGCGGGGGAACCCCGCACAGGUGGCCGUAUUGAGGCGCUACAUGAGCUCUGGGCGCUUGGCAACGUCUACGAUGGAGACAGAACGGCCGCGAGCCGAACUUUGGGGCCGUGCACUUCGUGCCGCAGUGAGAAGUGGGAACGAGGCGGCAGUGCAUGAACUCCUCUCUGAGGAUGCACCGGCGGCGAGCCUGGUGCUGGGCCAAGCCCUGGUGGAGGCAGUUGCAUACGCGGUCUGUCUAGCAGGGGGGGGACGACUAUUUCCUGGAGCCAUGGCCUUCGCUGGGCCUCCGCUAGCUGAUUUGGUGCUGCACCUGGGCAGCACCAUUCUCCCGGGACGCUGGGAGCCGCUUGCCAGCCACUUGAACGUCCCGCGUCAUGACGUGCUUCAGAUCAGCACGUCGCGAGACGUGGAUGCCGCGUUCGUCAGCUUCGCCUCGAUCUCGAAUUGCAAUUUGGUCGUCGUCGAAGCUGAGCGACGCACUGCGUGGCUCAAAUAUGUGGCUGCCGAUCCUCGGGACGCCUCCAGUGGGAUUGCAUCUUACUACGAUCUUGCGGAACGGCAUGGCUACCAGGGCUUCUGCCGCGCGUGA